UAUAUUCACGUUAAUUUGGAAUUUUUUUUUAAUUAGAAACUCGCGUCAUAAAUGAUCUAUUAAAUAUUUUCACAAUUUAUCUUUAAUUGCAUCAAGUACAUUAUUUAGUUUACUCGGUUCCAAUCCUUAGUAUGUGAUUGUAUUUUGACCUCAAAUUUGAGCUUAUAGUUAAUGUAUGCUGUUACCUGCCAACAUGUCAGGAACAGCAUAUGCUGCAGAACAUGGCCCCACAUCUCCUGAUAAUGAAUUUUCUUCUAAUGAUAUUUCUUCAACUGGAAUUUUUUCCACUGAAUAUAGAAAACAUGAAGACUUGAAAAAUAUGCUUGAUGGCAAUAAAGAUGUCUUGAAACUGGAAGCUAUGAAAAGGAUUAUUGGAAUGAUUGCUAAAGGUAAAGAUGCAUCUGAUCUUUUUCCUGCAGUUGUGAAAAAUGUAGUGUCAAAAAAUAUUGAGGUUAAAAAACUUGUGUAUGUGUAUCUAGUGAGAUAUGCAGAAGAACAGCAAGAUUUGGCUUUGCUAUCCAUUAGUACAUUCCAAAGGGCUUUAAAGGAUCCAAAUCAGUUAAUAAGAGCUAGUGCAUUGAGGGUUUUAUCUAGUAUCCGAGUUCCAGUCAUAGUUCCCAUUAUGAUGUUAGCGAUUCGUGAUGCUGUGAAUGAUAUGUCCCCAUAUGUACGAAAAACUUCAGCCCAUGCCAUUCCUAAAUUAUACAGCCUGGAUCCUGAACAGAAAGAUCAGCUCAUUGAAGUUCUUGAAAAAUUACUAUCAGAUAAAACAACUUUAGUAAUGGGCAGUGCAGUUAUGGCUUUUGAAGAAGUUUGUCCAGAAAGAAUUGAUUUAAUUCAUAAAAACUACAGAAAAUUAUGCAAUCUUUUAGUUGAUGUUGAAGAAUGGGGUCAAGUAAUAAUAAUAAAUAUGCUAAUACGCUAUGGACGUACACAGUUUGCAGAUCCAAAUAAAUAUGAUGAUGGUAAAGAUGAAGAAGACAAACCUUUUUAUGACUCGGAUAACUCUCAUAGUAAGGAUGAGGAGGACAACAAAAAUACAAAAAAUUAUGUCAUGGAUCCUGAUCAUCGCCUGUUACUUAGGAACUGCAAGCCAUUAUUACAAAGCAGAAAUUCAGCAGUUGUGAUGGGUGUUGUUCAGUUGUAUUAUUAUUUAGCUCCUCGAUCUGAAGUCAAUAUUGUAGCCAAAGCCUUAAUUAGGUUGACAAAAAGUCACAGGGAAAUCCAGUCUGUUAUUUUAAGCACGAUAGCAACUCUUACUACUAGGUAUAAGGGUAUGUUUGAACCAUAUUUGAAGAGCUUUUUUGUGAGAUCUAGUGAUCCAACUCAUAUAAAAUUACUUAAGCUAGAAAUUCUAACCAAUUUGGCCACUGAAGGAAAUGUUUCUUUUAUUUUAAGAGAAUUUCAGUCUUACAUAUCCAGUUCAGAUAUGGAAUUUGUAAGUGCAACUAUACAGGCUAUCGGCAGAUGUGCCAGCUCAAUUUCAGAAGUUACAGAUACCUGCCUUGGCAAACUUGUUUCCUUAUUAUCAAAUAGAAAUGAAAUUAUUGUUGCUGAGAGUGUUGUUGUAAUAAAGAAACUGCUACAAAUGCAGAUUGCAGAGCAUAAAGAUAUAAUUAUUGAUAUGUCACGCUUAAUGGACAGGAUAACUGUACCAAUGGCUAGAGCUUCAAUAUUGUGGCUGAUAGGAGAAUAUGCUGAUAAGGUGUCCAAAAUAGCUCCUGAUGUUUUACGCAAAGUUGCUAAAACAUUUUCAAAUGAAAAAGAUAUUGUCAAGCUGCAGACCAUCAACCUUGCAGCCAAACUUUACUUAACCAAUUCAAAGCAAACAAGUUUAUUAGUUCAGUAUGUUUUUAAUCUUGCAAAAUAUGAUACAAAUUAUGAUAUUCGUGAUAGGGCACGAUUUUUGCGACAGUUAAUAAUGCCAGCUGGUGACAAGCCCACUUAUUUGUCAAAGCACGCUAAAAAGAUUUUGCUUGCUUCCAAACCAGCACCUGUAUUACAAUCAAAAUUUAAAGAUCGUGAUCGUUACCAGUUAGGAUCCUUAAGUCAUUACAUCAAUUCCCGAACAACUGGUUAUCAUGAUCUUCCGGAUUUUCCUGAGACUCCCCCUGAUCCAUCUGUCAGGAAUGUUGAAACCCAAAUGCCUUGGCAAGAGUUCAACGUAAAUAAAAAGAAAAAGAAGAAGAAAAUGGUCAAGAAAAAAUCUUUCUAUUCAGAAACUGAAUCUAGUUCUCCAGAAGAAGCUGUAAGUUCUGCCUCUGAAGCUGGUAAAAGUGAUGCAAAUGGAGAAAACUCAGCUUCUGAAUCUGGUUCAGAAGUAUCAUCUGAUUCGGAAAGUGGAAGUAGCAGUGGUAGUGAAUCUGAAAGUGAGGAAUCGGGCUCUGAAUCUGUUGAAAGUGAACCUGAAUCUAAAAAUAUUAUUGAUUUAGAACCUACUCCUGCAAAAGAAGAAAAGAAAUUACCUUCAAAACCUAAAUUGACAGAAAAUUCAGUACCUAAAUCAAAGAAAACUGUGAAUUCUAAACCUGAAAAAGUGAAGAAAAAGAAAGUAAUCUCAGAAUCUGAAUCCGAGUCUGAAAGUGAAUCAGAAAGUGAAGAAGAAUCUGAAUCAACAGAAUCUGAAGAGGAAAAGAAAAUUCCUUCUAAAAAGAAGAAAGAGCAAAAGUUAAAAAAAGAAGUUGAUUUGCUCUUGGAUUUAGAUGAUUUUUCAACUGAAGUUGUCUCAAAUCCAGUGCUACAACCAGCAGUAUUCACAGAUAUGCUCACACCAACGGCAAAUAAUUCCUUAAAGCCCACAGAAAAGUCCGAUUUGAUUAUUCCUAAUGAUUUAAAGACUAUAUCUGCUGUACAUGUGCCAGUUAAAGAGUAUGAACUUCUGAAUAAAUUUAAUGGAAAAGGUUUGUGUGCCUCAUAUCGCUUCACUCGUAGUCCUAAUUUAUACUCAUCUAAAAUGACAACAGUGGAAUUGAUGCUGCAUAAUACCUCUGAAAAAGAAAUAAGUGGAAUUCAUGUUCCAAAUACAAAAAUUGGAAACAUUGAAAUCCAUGGAUGUCUUGACAAUAGAACACUUCCUCCUAAUGCCAGAUGUACCAUAAGUAUAGGUGUUGAUUACAAUGAAAGUACUCAGCCAGCCAAAUUUGAACUUAAGACAAGUGAUAACACCUACAAUUUAACAAUUAAGGCUUCAGUUGGAGAAUUGAUUCAGCCUGUUUUGUUAUCUGAGGGUGAAUUCACUGCUGCUCAAAGUAAAUUAAAAGGCAUGAAUGAAAAUUCUGGAAAUGUUGAUCUGUCCUCUGGACAUUCUGAUGAAAAGGCCAUUAUUCAAUAUGUAUAUGAAGUUGCAAAUGUUGCACAAGUACAAAAUAAUGAUAUAAAUUGUAAAAUUAUACGAUUUGCAGGUCAGACACCUGCUUCCAAAUGUUUGGUCCUGAUUUCCAUCCAAGUGCUGGCUAAUGGUAAAGCAACCAUUACUGUGAACUGUGAAAAAAUGAUCAUUGGUUCUAUGUUUUUUAAAGAAUUAAAGGAUGCAUUAGUAAAAUGAUAAUAGUGGAAAUAGAAUUUUUUUAUGUAUGUAUUUCUUAAAGUGUUGUCUGGAUGGAGAGCAAUACAUUAUCAUAUGAAUAUACACAGGCUUUCAUAGUGUAAAAAUGUACAGGGAGAACUAUAUUUUCAUUAGUAAUUAUUUCUUAAUUGCUCAUACCUCCUGACAUAUGAAUUCCAUUUGCUAUUUUUGCAUUGAACUCCAUUCUAUUUUGUAGGGUUAAGUCCCAAAUCUAACGUUAUAUAAUUUGGUUAAUUUCUCUUUAUAUUUAAUUAUCCCAUGGCUUUAACUUUUGUGCAAUUUUUAUUAAAAUAAUGGAUUUCUUAUUGCCAUUCAUAUUUUUUUUUGACAUUAUCCUUCAUAAUAGUGUUGAAUAAUUAUAAAUUUAAUUGUGAUUCAUGUUAUCAAUUAUGCCAUAAAUUGUGAUGCCUCUUGAACUUUGACAAAGCAACUGUGCAUUACAUAUAAAUGUGAUAAAGAAAUUGUGUCAUGAAGUUAUCUUUAUGCUUACUAUUGUAAUAAAUAAAUCAUUUGUAUUCCACACUCAUUAUUCAUAAAGCUGUUUUUAAUAAUUAGGAAUGUUUUCAAGAUUUUCUUUUAGUAUCCAAUAGAAGUUAAGAAUUUAUGAUGCAUGAAUAUUGUAAUAAUAUUGUCUGUACAUGAAUUUUGAAAUUACCAUUACUAAUUGGUGAGCAUUUGCUACAAUAAUUAAGUUGUUUUUUUACCUAUUUAAGUUAUGUUUUUUGUAAACAUUUCAAGUGAUUCAGGUUUUCCUUAAUAUAAAUGCUUAUUCAUAGACUUUAUAAGGGAAAGUAAUAAUUAUUAUAAUAAAAAAUUCACAAAUAUAGUUUAAGAAUUUUUUUUUUUUUUUUUUUUUACAUUCUAUGGAUUUCAGCUUAGUGUUAUCUUUUACUAUCAAUUUUUUUAUAUUUAAGUUUAAAUUAUUUUUAAAAAGUUUUGUUCUUAAUUAUUUAUAUGUAUAUAUCAAUUAAAUUGGGGAAAAGAGAUUUUGAAGAAAGAUUUUUUCAUAAGGUGGGGGCUUGGAUUAUGGAUUAAAUUUGUUUUCUAACCAUACACUGCUUUGAAGAGUGAAAUGCACAGAUGUUUCAUUAGCUGAAAUAAUAAUCCAGUAUUUUUAUCUCGCUCUCUUCUAUAUGUAUUUUUUUUUUUUUUUUCGUUUAUGGAUAAAAUGUAUAUUUUGUGCUUAAAUAGAUUUUGAAUUUUUUGUUUUGUGUAUUGUCCCAAGAUUGUAACAUAAUUUUUAUUCAGUAUGUUUUUAUAUGCGUGAUCAUGACAUUUUCAGAUUGCAUAAAAAUCAAUUUGUGAAACAUCAAAAUGUGGUAUAUGAUUCUUUUGUAUUUAAUAAAUGAAAAAAAAAAUAUUUAACUUUUGUUUAAAUGUGUGUACUAUGCUUGUUGUGUAAUGCUA
This is a messenger RNA of Argiope bruennichi, 4972 nucleotides long. It is a transcript of the gene rb, whose product is annotated as AP-3 complex subunit beta-1-like. Gene Ontology annotation, cellular component: AP-3 adaptor complex; membrane coat. Lineage: Eukaryota; Metazoa; Arthropoda; Arachnida; Araneae; Araneidae. The transcript has 26 exons. The coding region runs from base 176 to 3544 and encodes 1122 amino acids. Gene Ontology annotation, biological process: vesicle-mediated transport; intracellular protein transport. The record is from RefSeq and is a predicted model, not a curated record.